Messenger RNA from Punica granatum (pomegranate), 3233 nucleotides. NCBI's taxonomy places the organism in Eukaryota, Viridiplantae, Streptophyta, Magnoliopsida, Myrtales, Lythraceae. The record is from RefSeq and is a predicted model, not a curated record.
AAGGAAGGAAGGAAGGAAGGAAGGAAGGAAGGAAGUGGGGUGGUGUUGCUGAGAGAAGAAUUUCAUUUUCCUCGAGAUUGGUGUCCACCCGAGAUAAAGACCACAGGACCAUUGCCUUAGUCAGUCCCCCCCUUCUCUCUCUCUCUCUCUCUCUCUCUCUCUCUCUUUCUGUUCCUCUCACAAGACCCCCCAUUUGAACCCAACAACAGUCCCAGCAGACGAAGAAGAAGAGCAAGCGAAGGCACCAUUUUCCCCGACUGACCCAUGAAGGAGAGAGUGGGCUCUCUUUCGUGGAGAGAGCCUGCCUGAACAGGAAGAAGAAGAAGAAGAAGAAGAAGAAGAAGAAGAAGAAGAAGAAACAAGAGACAGCGAGGAAGGAGAAGCACCCCAUCAGUCUACUCUGUUUCUCUCUCUUGAGGUUUCUGUUUUUGGGGUGGUGGUGUUGGUGUGGGUUGGUCUAUGGCGGCGGCGCUGAACAGUAAGCAUCAGCAGCAGCAGAUGGACAACAACAAGUACGUGAGGUACACGCCGGAGCAAGUGGAGGCGUUGGAGAGGGUCUACAAUGAGUGCCCCAAGCCCAGCUCCCUCCGCCGGCAGCAGCUCAUCCGGGAGUGCCCCAUUCUCUGCAACAUUGAGCCCAAACAGAUCAAAGUCUGGUUCCAAAACCGCAGAUGUCGUGAGAAGCAGAGGAAGGAAUCAUUCCGUCUUCAGACGGUGAAUAGGAAGCUGAGUGCUAUGAAUAAGUUGCUGAUGGAAGAGAAUGAUCGGUUACAGAAACAAGUCUCCCAUUUAGUUUACGAGAAUGGUUACAUGCGUCAGCAGCUUCAGAGUUCAUCAGCAACGACCACAGACAAUAGCUGUGAGUCUGUGGUCAUGAGUGGUCAGCAGCAGCAAAACCCAGCAGCUCAGCAACCUCCAAAGGAUGCUAGCAGCCCAGCAGGUCUUCUUGCAAUUGCUGAGGAGACCCUCGCGCAGUUCCUCUCAAAGGCUACUGGAACUGCUGUCGAUUGGGUACAAAUGAUUGGGAUGAAGCCUGGUCCGGAUUCUAUUGGAAUCGUUGCUGUCUCCCGCAACUGCAGUGGGGUAGCAGCACGAGUCUGUGGUCUCGUUAGUCUAGAGCCCACAAAGGUCGCCGAAAUACUUAAAGAUCGCCCAUCUUGGUUUCGAGACUGUCGGUGCCUUGAUGUGGUCAGUGUGAUCCCUACUGGAAAUGGAGGGACAAUUGAGCUUGUCUACAUGCAGACCUAUGCUCCCACAACAUUAGCAGCGGCCCGUGAUUUUUGGACGCUGAGGUACACUACGAGUUUGGAGGAUGGGAGUCUUGUGAUUUGUGAGAGGUCAUUGACUUCAACUAUUGGUGGCCCAUCAGCCCCACCUUCCUCGGGUUUUGCGAGGGCUGAGAUGCUUCCAAGUGGAUACCUGAUCCGUCCUUGUGAAGGAGGCGGCUCCAUCAUUCAUAUUGUUGAUCAUGUUGACCUUGAUGCAUGGAGUGUUCCCGAGGUUCUGAGGCCACUGUAUGAAUCAUCGAAGAUUCUUGCCCAAAAGAUGACUGUUGCUGGUCUACGACAUAUAAGGCAAAUUGCACAGGAAAGUAGCGGAGAGGUUCAGUUUGGUGGGGGCCGCCAGCCUGCAGUCUUGAGGACAUUCAGUCAGAGGUUGUGCAGAGGGUUUAACGAUGCGGUGAAUGGAUUUGUUGAUGACGGGUGGUCCCUUCUCGGUAGUGAUGGUGUAGAAGAUGUAACCAUAAUGGUUAACUCAUCUCCGAACAAAUAUUUUGGGUCUCAAUAUAAUGCCGCGAUGUUUCCAAAUAUUGGAAGAGGGGUCCUCUGUGCUAAGGCCUCCAUGCUUCUCCAGAAUGUUCCACCUGCUCUUCUGGUUCGCUUUCUUCGGGAGCACCGUUCUGAGUGGGCUGACUAUGGAAUUGAUGCAUACUCAGCGGCAUGCCUUAAAGCUAGUCCUUAUGGGGUUCCCUGUCCGAGGGCUGGUGGCUUCCCCAGUAGCCACGUCAUCUUGCCCUUGGCCCACACUGUGGAGCAUGAAGAGUUCUUGGAGGUGGUUCGGCUAGAAGGCCAUGCUUUCUCCCCCGAAGACAUGGCUCUGGCUCGUGAUAUGUACCUACUACAGCUAGGUAAUGGGCUUGAUGAAAAUGCAGUUGGAUCCUGUGCACAGCUUGUUUUUGCACCGAUCGAUGAAUCCUUUGCUGAUGAUGCUCCUUUGCUACCCUCUGGUUUCCGUGUCAUACAGUUGGACCCUAAAACAGAUGGGCCGGCAGCAACUCGGACACUGGACUUGGCUUCUACACUGGAGGUGGGAUCUGGUGGGGCCCGAUCCACCAGUGAUGCUGACAGUACUUACAACCUCCGGUCGGUCUUGACAAUAGCUUUCCAGUUCACAUUCGAGAACCAUUUAAGGGAGAGUGUAGCAGCCAUGGCUCGUCAGUAUGUUCGCAGUGUUGUGGGCUCAGUUCAGAGGGUUGCAAUGGCCAUUGCCCCCACGGGGCUCGGCCCACAGCUGGGCCCAAAAUCAAUUCCUGGUUCUCCAGAGGCUCUUACUUUGGCACGUUGGAUUUGUCGAAGCUACAGGGUCUACACUGGAGGAGAACUAUUCCAAGGUGACUCACAGACAGGGGAUGCUGUUUUAAAGCAACUUUGGCACCACUCUGAUGCAAUCUUAUGCUGCUCGGUGAAGAACAAUGCCUCGCCAGUCUUCACCUUUGCUAACCAAGCUGGGCUCGACAUGCUUGAGACUACUCUAGUUGCCCUCCAAGACAUCAUGUUGGAGAAGAUUCUCGAUGAAAGUGGACGGAAGGCUCUCUUCUCGGAGUUCGCAAAGAUCAUGCAACAGGGAUUCGCAUAUUUGCCUGCAGGAAUAUGCGUCUCAAGCAUGGGAAGGCCAUUGUCCUACGAGCAAGCCGUGGCAUGGAAAGUCCUCGACGAUGAUGACUUGAACCAUUGCCUUACCUUCAUGUUUGUUAACUGGUCUUUCGUGUAGCAGAUGGAGUAAGUGAUCUCGGGUUGGGGUCAGGUUGCAUUUUGGCUUUUGAUUAUCCCACUUUUAAGUUAAUAUAUGAAGAUGAAUAGUUCAAAACUCUGUUUUUUGUUAUGAUGAUGACUGCUAUUCGGAUGCUGGACAAAGUGAAUGCAGGUAUAACUAUGACAUCGCAACUAUCGUAUUCCUAUUUAUGUUUGUGUUGUUGAAUUGGAUUAUCGGUCGGGAUUGGGCGUUUUAAUGAA